Messenger RNA from Carya illinoinensis, 1803 nucleotides. Its product is annotated as protein FAR1-RELATED SEQUENCE 6-like. The transcript has 8 exons. Bases 1 to 1803 code for a protein of 600 amino acids. Lineage: Eukaryota; Viridiplantae; Streptophyta; Magnoliopsida; Fagales; Juglandaceae. The record is from RefSeq and is a predicted model, not a curated record.
AUGGCAACCAACAUUCAGGAAAAUGCUUAUCACCCAUUUCAAUAUGGUAUGAGACCUCCAACUCCACACAUCGCUACAAGUUCCACAACGAGCGCAAUCCUUGGUAGAGAUGAUACACUCGACUGUAGAGAGACUGAUGCAUGUACCUCCGCUAGAGUUUAUGAGGAAAAUAAAGAGGAUGCAUUAGAUCCACGGGAACCCAAUGAUGGCACUACCUCAAAUGCAGAUGAAGGACAAAUAGAUGGUGGUGAUUUGAUUGAGGAGCCACAGUCGGGGAUAGAGUUUAAUUCAUUUGAAGAUUUGCUGAGUUAUUAUAAGGGAUAUGGUAAAAGAUGCGGAUUUGGAAUUUUGACACAAAAGAGUGAAAGGGGAGAGGAUAAAAGUAUGAGAUAUGUCACUCUUGGUUGUGCCCGUGGUAGGAAGGCCCAGAAUAAGGGUUUCAAUGUUGCCAAUCCACGUCCGACAGGAAAAACAGAUUGUAAGGCAAAGAUUAAUGCCUUAAAAGUAGAGGGAAAAAUGCUAAUCACAACAGUUCACAAUGAGCAUAAUCAUGACCUCAGUUCACAAAAAUCUCGGUUCUUUCGUUGUAAUAGAGAAGUGAGUGAGGCUGUAAAAAGAGUCAUGGACACAAAUGACUUAGCUGACAUCCAAAUGAAUAAAAGUUUUGGAUCUCUUGUUGUUGGCGCAACUAGCUUCGAUAACCUACCAUUUUUGGAAAAGGAUUGUCGCAAUUACAUUGAUAAGGCACAACAUCUACGACUUGGUGCAGGUGGAGCUGGAGCACUUAGAGAUUAUUUUUUGAGGAUGCAGUACAAGAGUAAUGGCUUUUUUGCAUCGAUGGAUUUAGACGAUGAUGGGAGACUGAAGAAUGUUUUCUGGGCAGAUCCACGUAGUAGGGCAGCCUAUCAGUAUUUUGGUGAUUGUAUGGACGGUAUAGCUCCAAAAGCUAUUAUUACUAAUCAAGACAGAGCAAUGAAAAAUGCUAUUGCUAUUGUCUUUCCAGAAAGUCGACAUAGAUUCUGCCUAUGGCAUAUACUGAAGAAAGUUCCCGAGAAGCUUGGGUCAUAUGCUUCCUAUAAAACUGGACUAAAAAACCGCCUAAUGAAAUGUGUGUAUGACACUCAAUCUGUUGAAGAGUUUGAGACAUGUUGGGAUGGGUUACUUAACACAUAUGACUUACAUGAUAAUGUUUGGUUGAAAAGUUUAUAUGUUGAUCGUGAACAUUGGGUACCGGAGUUUGUCGACCAGUUUGACAAUGCAUUGAAGAAAAAGAUUGAGAAUGAAAUGAGUGCGGACUUCCACUCAUUUAGCGUCACGAUUCCCUACGUAUCUAGAUCUCCAAUUGAAAAGAGAUUUCAAGAGUUAUACACGAACGCUAAAUUUAGGGAAGUUCAACAGCAUAUUUUGGCCAUAUUCAAAGCUAAUGGUGUAAAAUCAUUGCCAAAUCAGUACAUUUUGGAUCGAUGGAAGAAGGACAUCAAAAGGAGAUACACGUUAAUCCAGCGGAGCUAUGAUGCAGAGGAUCAAAGUUCAAAUACUGGUGCAAUUUCACUAGACACAAGUGUUCAUGUUGGUAGUUCACAACAAGUCAAGAGUCCAAUUGUUGUCAGGGGGAAAGGAAGACCUUCAUCUUUGAGGAAAGCAUCCAGGAUGGAAACUGACAUGCGGAAACGAGAUGAAGGAGAUACACCAGUCAUGAACACCUGCAGGAAUUUAUUUGGGCCAUCAGAAGUAUAUAUCACUGGUCCUACAAAAGUGCAGCCGGUCCAGGAUGCAUUUGAUGAACCACAAUCGGCGCAAUGA